GAGAACGCCCGCUCCCACAGAAACAUGGACCGUGUUUGGAAAAGAAUACAGCGUGUGGGGAAGCGUGCCUCCAAAUUCCAGUUCGUGGCCUCCUACCAGGAGCUGGUGGUGGAAUGCACUGAGAAAUGGCAACCAGACAAACUGGCGGUGGUCUGGACUCGCAGAAGUCGGCGGGCGUCCUCCAGGUCCCACAGCUGGUCGCCCGGCGUCCAGAAUCCCCGCAGAGGAGUGGUGGCGUGGCCCGUCCCGGAGAACAUUUCGAUCACGGUCACUCUCUGCAAGAGCCCGCGUGCGGAGGAGCUUGAAGACAAAGAGUGGACAUUUGUCAUUGAAAAUGAGUCUCCUUCAGGGAAGAGGGAGGCCCUGGCCAGCGGCAGUAUGAACAUGAAGCAGUACGCCCGCCCCGUGCCCACACAGACCGAUGUCAGACUCACAUUGAGGCCGCUGACGAAUCAGGUCGUGUCGGCCACGCUGCAGCUCUCCCUCUCCUGUAUCUUCCUCCGCCAGGGGACGGCGACGGAUGCGGACAUGCAGAGCCUGGCGAACCUGUUGAGCACGAAACAGGCAGACGUCGGCAACUUGGACGACUCUGAGGAGGAGAACGGGGUUCACCGGGAAGAGACGGCUGCGAAGAUCGCAGAUCAGAAAUCGCCGCCUGUCAUGAGCAUGAAUCCCUUCGACGAGGAUGACGAGCUUUACCCGGACCUCCUCAACCCAUUUGGAGAUUCCUAUGAGGAGGAGCCUCCGGCCCAGUCGGUGCUACAGUAGAGAGUCGAUGACGAUCCCCUCCAAGACUCGUGAAUCCUCAAAUCUGUUCAAUGAGCCAGACGAACCGGAACCACGCACUUCCCCAGGACACCCCCCUUUGAGGAGCCCCCAUCCAGACCCAGAACCUCCAGAGCCCAGAGGUACGGCCUGUUGAAAUGAGUGAGAGCUUGUGCGUUGACACGUCUCGCGACGAGGAGGAGGAAGAGCUCGACCAGGGCAGCAGCCAGGAGAGGAUGGCAACCGCCCCCCUGGUCCCGUGGCCCAAGUCGGUAUACCAUAUCCCAAACCAAGCUCUGGUCCAGACAGAGAUGGACCUGGGCUCAAUGGUCCAUCCCCGGGGGGCGCCGGCGAUGCGGAGUUGUGACAACAGAGCAAAAAAAUGAGAUAAAUAUUAAAGAAAAUUAUGAAAAGGU
Scophthalmus maximus (turbot) is the source of this 1181-nucleotide messenger RNA. RefSeq names its product EH domain-binding protein 1-like. NCBI's taxonomy places the organism in Eukaryota, Metazoa, Chordata, Actinopteri, Pleuronectiformes, Scophthalmidae. The transcript has a single exon. The record is from RefSeq and is a predicted model, not a curated record. The coding region runs from base 25 to 768 and encodes 247 amino acids.